CACUCCACAUUGUUGGCGCGCCCUCCCGGCCUGUGUUGUUGUUGUCGAGGAGAGACCGCCGCCGCUACCGCUACCGAGCCGCCUCUCCGAGAUGUCCACGCCGCUCGACAAGCUCGAUGUCCGGCGAGCGCGCCCGGGAGAGCCGCUGUAUCCUCUAGCCGCCUCGAGGCGGUCUUCCGCGGCCAGGAGUCUGGCUGCCGCGGCCAUCGGGGGCAGGAAGAUCACUCAUCCCGGGAAGGCCAUCCUAGCAGGUGGCAUAGCAGGCGGCAUCGAGAUUUGCAUCACCUUCCCCACAGAGUACGUGAAGACGCAGCUGCAGCUUGACGAGCGAGCCAACCCUCCACGGUACCGGGGCAUCGGUGACUGCGUGAAGCUGACCGUGCAGGACCAUGGUCUCAGAGGCUUGUAUCGAGGUCUGAGCUCGCUGCUGUAUGGAUCCAUCCCCAAAUCCGCAGUGAGAUUUGGCACCUUCGAGAUCCUCAGCAACCCCAUGCGGGACGCCACCGGCCGCCUGGACAACACGCAGAGCCUGGUGUGUGGUUUGGGAGCAGGCAUCGCGGAAGCCAUCAUCAUCGUGUGCCCCAUGGAAACGCUCAAGGUGAAGAUGAUCCAUGACCAGUGUUCGCUCAGGCCUCGCUACAGAGGCUUCUUUCACGGCGUCAGCCAGAUCAUCAGAGAACAAGGUGUCCGGGGGACGUAUCAAGGUCUGACGGCAACAGUGCUCAAGCAAGGAACCAAUCAGGCCAUUCGAUUCUACGUGAUGAACGUGCUACGCAACUGGUACAAAGGGGACGAUCCCAGAAAGGAGAUGCACCCAAUGGUCACGGCCAUGUUUGGAGCCACAGCUGGAGCCGCCAGCGUUUUUGGAAACACGCCACUGGACGUGGUGAAGACCAGGAUGCAGGGUUUGGACGCCCACCGCUACAGGAACACUCUGGACUGCGCCUUCCAGAUCCUCAAGCAGGAAGGACCACAAGCGUUCUACAAGGGUACGGUUCCCCGGCUGGGCCGCGUGUGCUUGGACGUGGCCAUCGUCUUCGUCAUCUACGAGGAGGUCGUCAAACUGCUCAACAACGUGUGGCAGACUCACGAGGCGCACUAGAGGCCGUGGCGAGACCUCAAAAAGGGAAGCACAAAACCAGUGAAGCCUAGCGGAAGCACACACCUUCAUAUCGACCAUUUCCACCUUUGGUGUGAAGAGACAUUUCACGGACCUAACACAGUGAGAAGAAGGUGUGGAGGACACUUUUUGGAGUGGCUUUCUUUCUGUUUUUUUUUUUUUUUUUUAGCAAUGAAGACAAGAGAGAAGACCAAACAUUGUUAGAAGCUAGAAUCAUCAACCAAAGUUUUGAACGAGAGCUGCUGGGCAGAAACUUAACAGCGUUCAAUAAGGGAUGCACCAUAUACACCACAUGGACCAAACCAUUGGGACACGACAUGUCGUCUUGCUUUGUGCACUGGGAGCAGGAAAUGGCCUGCAGAGUGAUUGGUCAUCCCUCCUUUAUGGCAGGUAUUGGUUCCACAGCCCGCCUUGAUAAUACCAGGGCUGACCUGGAACCAAUCACCUGUGAUAAAUGAGGGACUAUUGUCAUUUUUUUAAUGUGAGAGUAAAGCUACACAUGUGAGAAGGGACAACUGUAAGUGACAAAUAUAACCAAUGGAAGGAUUUAGGGCUCUAGCUCACCACGUCCCACUUUGGUCCAUAUAGUGUAUGAGUUUUUUUUUUUUUUAAAUCACAUGUAGCUAGCAGGUUAGCUAAAGUGUUGCACACUUUGUUGCUGUCUUGCCGAGACACACCACUGAAUCGUCAAGUAAGCCAACUCGUUAAAAAUCGGUUGUGAGCGAUGCAAUGCUAAUGCUAAGCUACUUUAUUAGUGUAGUGUGUUCUUUUUGUGUUUUCACAAAUCCUUAAUGUCCUCGUAAGUUCUUUGUACGCUCACGGACGAUAUGGUGACGCGCCGGUCUCAUUCAUGUCUGAUUUCAUGUUUACACGUGCUCGUGGUGACGGGGGGGAACCUGAGAGUCUCAAUGACCAAACUAACAUUUUUGAGGUUUGGAUCCGAGUGGAAACCGCUCUGCCUUGCACAUAAGCCUUCAAGUCCCCUUUUUGCCAAACUGCAAACCUGAUCCCAUUUUGCAUCCUGAGCGACACCACAUAGUUCAAAUGGUUACUUGGUGUGUGUGCGUGUGCGCGUCUGAGUGUGUUGGCGCAAGAUGGACCUGUCUGAUAGUUGUGACUGUUAAAAUAAAAAAAAAAAACUAAUAUAGAGACGUCAUGGUGUGGUAUGUUGAAAUAAAACAUU
Messenger RNA from Doryrhamphus excisus (bluestripe pipefish), 2303 nucleotides. It is a transcript of the gene slc25a1a, whose product is annotated as solute carrier family 25 member 1a. NCBI's taxonomy places the organism in Eukaryota, Metazoa, Chordata, Actinopteri, Syngnathiformes, Syngnathidae. Gene Ontology annotation, cellular component: mitochondrion. The record is from RefSeq and is a predicted model, not a curated record. Gene Ontology annotation, molecular function: citrate secondary active transmembrane transporter activity. Gene Ontology annotation, biological process: mitochondrial citrate transmembrane transport.